Molecule: messenger RNA, 1721 nt
Organism: Phycodurus eques (leafy seadragon)
Lineage: Eukaryota; Metazoa; Chordata; Actinopteri; Syngnathiformes; Syngnathidae
Product: ras-related protein Rab-18-like
Exons: 7
Coding region: 141-761 (206 amino acids)
Molecular function (GO): GTPase activity; GTP binding
Source: RefSeq, a predicted model, not a curated record
GCGGAAGUUACGCACGCUGUCUUCAGACUGUCAAAAGAUCCACAGCGGAAUUGAGAAAUUGCCAAACAAAAGACAAGCACACCGUACAUGGUUUUUAAAAGCUUAGCAAUUCGCCUGACUAACUAGCGUUUUAUCGGACUAUGGAUGACGACGUGCUGACAACUCUGAAACUUUUGAUAAUAGGCGAAAGUGGAGUGGGGAAGUCCAGUCUUCUUCUGAGAUUUACAGAAGACACAUUUGAUCCAGAGCAGUCAGCGACAAUAGGUGUGGAUUUCAAAGUGAAGACACUAGCCAUAGAUGGAAAUAGAGCAAAACUCGCCAUAUGGGACACCGCUGGACAAGAACGGUUUCGAACGCUAACACCCAGCUACUAUCGCGGUGCCCAGGGAGUCAUACUUGUAUAUGACGUUACAAAGCGCGACACCUUCACAAGGCUGGAAAACUGGCUGAAUGAACUGGAAACCUACACAACUCGCAAUGAUAUUGUCAAAAUGCUUGUCGGCAACAAGAUUGAUAGGGAUGACCCUGAAGUGGAUCGAAAUGAAGGCCUGAAGUUUGCGAGAAAACACUCAAUGCUUUUUAUCGAGGCGAGUGCAAAGACCAAAGAUGGCGUCCAGUGUGCCUUUGAGGAGCUCGUGGAGAAGAUCCUCCAAACUCCAGGGCUUUGGGAGAGCGAAAGCCAGGGCCAGACGCUGCGGCUGGCGAAGCAGGAGCAAGGCGGCGCCGGCAGGGCGUGUGGAGGAUACUGCUCCAUUCCUUGAAAGUGCACAAAACAAAGAAACAAAAAAGGACUGCAGUCCAGAACCAACAACUAGAUAAAUCACCUGAGUUGGUAAGAUAGAGGGCAGGGGUGGACGCUUUGCACAUGACACUCGUUUUUGUUUCACUCAAUGGAUCUGGUAAACGUAGCCUUUGGGCCCCGAAAGCAUAGUUAAAGAUGAACGUACGCCAGCGGGUGUGGAACACGCGUGAUCUCGCUACACGACGGCGAACGUGGCGGCGAAGCCGAUCAUUUGAACCGAUGUUUCGGUGACGUCGCCCAUCCUCGCGUGUGCGUAGCUGCACCUUGUCCGCGGUUGGAUAACCUUCAUUUCACCUCUGGCCAUGAAAAGCUUUCAUCUUUUCCACAACACUGUGCAUACAUACACACCUUUUGCUGUUAACUCAGUUAAUGUUCAUUUAAUGGCCUUAUCCAUGAGAUUUCCCCCUUCUUUUGUAUAGUAUCGAAUCCUCAGACUAGUUAAUCAUCUUGGUCUUACAAAAAAAUGUGUGUGCAACUGUAUUGUUAGUUGUGCAAGAUGGACCUUACAAUACAAGACAUGUAUUGAAACAAUGGCAUUUAACUGCUUUAUUGCAAAUGCUUAGCUUACUAUUUUCUUAUUUAUCAUUUAGCCAAGUUCACCAUCAAUCAUUAUUGAAUUAGAUUGGACUUUUUUUUUGUGUGCGAUGUGGUCCACAUUAGUCUUCGAGGUGAUGGGUUCGGACACGAUGGAAGAUCAUUCCCAAGCGCUUUCUGUUCUGCUGUGUAAACAUUUGUUGUACUGGCACCAUUUUUCAUUUAUCCCAAAACCUUUCGGGGAAUGUCGCCGUCUGAAUCGUAGUUUGAAAAGCAAGCGUGUCACAACGAAUCCUGCCUUAACAAAGGUUGACAUUCGCUGUAGUUGCAGUGUUGUCAAGAUUGUACUGUUUCAAACAGAAAUAAAUGACAGUCUCGGGGUGCA